Messenger RNA from Talaromyces proteolyticus, 1485 nucleotides. RefSeq lists its product as uncharacterized. The record is from RefSeq and is a predicted model, not a curated record. Bases 1 to 1485 code for a protein of 494 amino acids. NCBI's taxonomy places the organism in Eukaryota, Fungi, Ascomycota, Eurotiomycetes, Eurotiales, Trichocomaceae. The transcript has 2 exons.
AUGACCUCAAGUUCUAAAAUGCAACAAAUUUCGUUAGAGGCGACGAAAAGCAUUACGGACCCAAUCUCGACAAUUGACACAGCUCACAGUGACCGAAAUGCGGAGCGCGAUGCAUACGACACCGCGAUUCUGCGCUUCAUCAGUGACAUGAAUCUGUCCUCGAUGUACGCAGAGAAGGUAUCACCGUACCCCAUUCUGAUGCCAAGAAGCUUCCUCGAAGACAUCGAAAAAUUUCAAGAUAUUUUGUUUAUUGCUGUAUCAAAUAUCCUGGAUCGCUGGUGGGAAGACAGCGAAGCCGACUUUCCUCGUCGCAUGCCAUUGGAACCUCACGAGGAGAGCGUAUUAAAGUGGGUGCAUGAGAGGUCAAAACAGGGCCUGAUGCAGCAUUACAAUGAGCGCCCGCUACACUGGAGGCCAGAUAUACUCCUCCCAGAAGCCGGCCAUUCAAACGCCAACCUACCUUUCAAGAUUUGCGAGAUCAACGCCCGUUCCCCCUUCAACUCAAUGAUCAAGAGCAUCUGUAUGUUUAAAGCAGUAGCCUCGAGCAAUACAGCCCUCCCUGAUGGGUUAGAACCCGCUUCGAGCGCAGAUAGGAUGGUGGAUAGGCUGGUCUCGCUGUUCAAACCGGACUUCCCUCUACACGUUAUCUGGCAUGAAGGCAUUACUGACCCCAUCGAUGCAUUCAGUUCCUUCUACAAAAAGCGAACAGGCAAUAUACCGCGCGUAGUCCAUAUGACAGACUUGCGUCUUGUGCCGGAUUCCUCAUCCCCAACGGGUCACAUUCUGUGUUGCGUUGCCGCCGCAUCCGCAGACGUUCAGGGAAUAGUAUCCGGGACAGGGGAACCUCUGGAACGAAUUUACCAAGUCGGACUCCAGAUGUCCCACCGGGAUUACAGCAGCCUCUCUUUGGAAAUGCUGCAGCAGCUCGCGAUGGACGGAAUCUGCGACCUACGCAACAUCUUCCUGGUCAGCGAUAAACGCAUGCUCGGCAUAAUCAUGCAAGAGCUGGACUCUCUCGUGCACAAGCACAACGUCCUCACCCCUGACCAGGCGGAGAUUCUCCGACAGGGUAUCGUACAUACCAUUUUGCCUGGCUCCGAGGAUAUCGUACAACUCUUACGACAGAUUCGCGAGGGGUCCGUAUCCAAGGAUAGCUAUCUUCUCAAACCUGCCCGUGGACACCGCGGGAUGGGAAUAUUACUUGGAAAGGACUUGGGGCGAGAGGAGUUUGAGAGUCUCCUUCGGGGACUGGGGGACGCAUUACUGCCUGCUGACAGGAUAUACGUUGUGCAGCCUUUUAUUGAGCAAGCACUAUUUGGUUUGAGGCUGUCUGAUGAUAGCGAGCCGCAACAAUGCCGGAUGACGGGUACAUAUCAUGCCAUUGGUGGCUGCUUUGCUGAGUUGGGAGUCUGGAGGGCCGAUAGCGAAAGGAUUUGCUCCCGAUUCCACGGCGCGUUUAGUAUUCCAGCAGUUGUUCCCCGUUAG